UCUCCACGUGUCGCCAUGCCCUUCAGCAGCCUUCCCAGCUUUGACAUGGUAGGCCCAGAUCGGAGCGCCAUCUUCUUCGAUGCCAUCAGCACCAUGCGCGCGGAGUACGAUUUGGUGCUGGCAGAGAAUCGGGUCCUACGAGAGUCGCAGAUGAGGUCCGGAAGUCCACCGGAUCCCACGGCCAGCAUGACCAGCAUUGACGUGCAGCGAAGCGCCACCCAGGACAGCACGCCGCGGCAAAAUUCGGGGAAUGUGCAGAAGGCCUUGUCUGCCUCAAGCCAGGAUCAAGAGCAGAUGGAGACUAACAAACCCACACCUCGAGCUCGACGCAACUCCGUCUUCCCGAGCCAUCAAAGCGUGAGAAAUUCCAUCGAGACCGCCCUUCAAGAAGGACCCAAAGAGGGUAGGUUCACGCGGGAUUCCACGUGCCGACGAAUCGCCUUAAAUCCGCACUUCCAAACUCUGGACAUGGUCAUGAUCAUCUUUUAUGCCGUGUGGAUGGGCAUCGAUGCGGACUUGAACACGGAACUGCUCAUCACCGAUGCACAGGCAGUUUUCCAGACGGCAGAUCAGCUCUUUUGCGUCUAUUUCGUCGUAGAGUUUUGCAUUAGAUAUUUUGCUUUCGAGAAGUGCUGGGACCGCUUGCGUGAUCCCUGGUUUGUGUUGGACUCUUUCCUGGUGCCUCUCACGGUGUUCGACACCUGGGCCAUGACCGUGAUCUCAUUGACUUCGAACGUGCAGCACGACGCCGCCGCCUUCGUGCGCCGAUCAGAGAUCAUUCGCCUCUUUAGGAUUUUGCGCCUCACACGUCUUGGACGAGUGGUAAAGUUGGUGAGGUUCUUUCCAGAGCUUCAGAUCCUGAUCAAAGCCAUUGUUACUGCCUUUCGGGCCGUCUUCUUUGCCCUCCUCCUGCUGUUAGCCUCGCACUACACCCUGGCCAUUGCAUUUCAUGUAACCCUGCAGGGACAAGUGGUCGGAACGGAGAUGUUCGGUUCUGUCGUAGCUUCGAUGCAGACGCUCUUCGUUCAUUGCACGCUCCUGGAUGAGGUCUACCAGUUGGUUAACGAGCUCUGGAAAGAAAAGCUGUGGUUCCACCUGGUAUCUGUCUACUGCGUGAUGUUUAUCAAUGCCAUCACUCUGAUGAACAUCUUGGUUGGAAUUGUGGUCGAAGUGAUCAGCACGGUGGCCAUGGCCGAGAGGGAAUCGGUGAAGGUGCAGUGGGUCAGCGAUAUCAUCUGUCAAUUUAUGGGAGACGCCGACCGGAUUCAACGAUCUGAAUUGGUUGCAAUCCUUUGCGGCCAACAUGCCAUGUCAUCCCUGAAACUCAUAGGUGUGGAUGCUGAGACGCUAAUGGAGACGGUGGACGCGUGCUUCAAGGACUCUCGCUCCGCGAAGUCUGGUUUGGAACCAACGAUGAGUUUCGACGAGUUUGUGGAAGUGGUGCUGGGGCUGCGGGGAAGCAACACUGCCACCGUGAAGGAUGUGGUGGAGCUAAGAAAGAUGAUCCGAGGGAUGCAGAAGGAUAUGGUUCGCCUCCAAGAACAAGCACUGAAGAACAGCAGGCCGAUCACGGACCAGCCGGAAGGAGGUGGCUAUUUGGUAAAAUGGCAGGAGUCAGGAACUGGGAGUGAGAGCAGCCGCAAUGUUGUAGAAGUCAAUAGUGUGGUUCCCACGGAGACAGGCCAUGGAAGCUGUUGCACCUGGGACGGGAGCCCCUACGGCAAGGAUUUUCAGGAAGGCACAAGUGCAGCUUCACUGUGAGGGCACGGAGCGCGGAAUCCAGACGCGCGGCCGACAGACUUUGACCAAUACGGGCGUGUGCUUCCACGAAGAAAUGUGGCGGUCCAAGUUGACCGCUAUGAGAUCUUCAUUCCAAAGGAAUGAAGCCCAAUCCUCAGCGGGG
Cladocopium goreaui is the source of this 1903-nucleotide messenger RNA. Lineage: Eukaryota; Dinophyceae; Suessiales; Symbiodiniaceae. The record is from the annotation of a GenBank genome assembly.